AUGGAUCAUGAAGGAAUGGAGAUCUGGAGCUUCCACAACACUUAGUGCUCUAUGACUCACUCAAUCUUCAAUUUCAAUCUCCUUUUCUGGAUCAUUCUUAUGCCAAUUUAAGCGCCAAAGUGGUCUCCCAAUCUUUAUAUAAACCGCUUUCCACAUUCACUCACUCAACACAAAAUCCUCUGUUUCUCUCUGUGAAUAUGAAGUUCUUUUCAGCUGCAAUUCUGCUGCUCCUGCUGCUUCUCGGCGGCUCUGGGAUGGCGCCAAUGGGUACAGAGGCAAGGACAUGCGAGUCUCCGAGCCGCCACUUCAAGGGGUUGUGUUUCAGUAAGAACAACUGCGGCCAUGUCUGCAAAACAGAGGGCUUCCAUGGUGGGCAUUGCAGAGGCUUCCGCCGCCGCUGCUUCUGCACAAAGCACUGCGUUUGAGUAGUCUUUGUUGUUUCAAAUCAGUUGUCUAUCAGUUGAAGUGGACACUGAUGAGAGCGUGAUAAUAGAAUAAAAGUGGCCAUCUUUUGGGUAUUGUUGUGUUGUGUAAGGGCUUUGUUUCAUUUGCUUUGGUUAUGAUUUGGAUUAAUGUAAUGUUAUUCAUAUAAUGGUGUCUUUCUGGCUUCGUUUUGGCUCACUUAAGCUAUUCUUUGACACUCUCAGCUUCAUUGUAUCUUUUAACCU
Molecule: messenger RNA, 668 nt
Organism: Cucurbita moschata (crookneck pumpkin)
Lineage: Eukaryota; Viridiplantae; Streptophyta; Magnoliopsida; Cucurbitales; Cucurbitaceae
Product: defensin J1-2-like
Exons: 2
Coding region: 198-425 (75 amino acids)
Biological process (GO): defense response
Source: RefSeq, a predicted model, not a curated record